AUGGACAUUCUCGUAGAGCGUGGAGUAGUACGAAUCUUAGAUUCAAAGGUACUGGUACUUAAACUUGUACUUAAACCAUAGGAUUAUUGAAAGACCGGACAAGUCAUCGACUAAACUAAGAGUGGUGUUUGAUUCAGCAUCACCAUUUUAAGGUAUAUGCCUUAACGAUGCAUUAGAAAAGGGACCAAAUUUCACGAACUCUUUAUUCAGAUGCCUGUUAGCUUGGAGAGAAGAAAGGUUGCAGUUACUGGAGACAUUUCUAAAAUGUUCAACCAGAUCGAGAUGUCUGAAGCAGAUCAAAGGUUUCAUCGCUUUAUUUGGAGAUAUGGGAAUGAAAGUUGCUCUGCGCCGUUUGCGUUUCAGUGGAAACGUGUUCUCUUUGGGGAUACUUGUAGCCCUGAUUUCGCCAUGUUCGUCAUUCGCAUGCUAGCUAAUGUUAAAGAAAACGCCCAACCGAUUGGUGCAAAAGCUUUGAAAGAAAAUACAUAUAUCGAUGACGUUGCGAAUUCAGUCUCGGAGCCAGAAGAAGCAAAACGAACUAUUACGGAGGUUGACAGCAUUGUAGCAAUGGAUAAAUUCUCUAUCAAAGCCUGGAAUUCCAAUCACGCAGCUGUAGAUAAGAAUCCGCCAGAGAACGAGGUGGAUUUUCUCGGUCACAUAUGGGACAAGCUUAAAGACACAUUUAAGGAGAAACCGAAAACAGUCGUUUUCCCUGGCGCAGAACUUUCGAAAAUCAGGCCUUAAAAUAUCGGUAGGUCACGGACACUGUCCGACCCAUUCGUGAAAUUAUCCGUCGUAGAGAGGAAACCACCGGACAUUCUGUCCGACCAAAGUGAAACUGAGGUUUAUUGUUUGUCCGACCUGUAGCUUUGUCCAGCGUAAAUCAAAAUGUACCCUAUCCCAGGACUAGAGGCUCGUAUGUUAAAUGCCGGAAAAUUAGAGUACUAUUGUAUAAAAGGUGAACUGGAAAUUUGUUUUAACGUAGUCGAGCGCGGGGCGGCGAGCGAAAUGGUGAAGUGGAAAACGGGCUUAAGUUGUGUAAGUCUUUACUGCUGUUCUGGAAAGCAAGCUAAUUUUGGCUUGGAAAUAAGUAUGAAAGAAACAAAUUAUUUAAUAUCUUCACAACAUUUACCGUUCAGAAUUAAUACAUUCUGCUGAUAUUCAUUUUGUCGGCAUUCAGACUUACUUCCGAGUCUCAAAACUGAACAGAAGGUCAUCGGACAUAUGUCCGACCCAAACUCAACGUCAUCGGACAUUUUGUCAGACUGCCCUGUAAAAGAUAUUUUAAGGCCUUCGAAAAGGAAUGUCUUGGGAUUGGUGAUGAAACUUUGGGAUCCUCUUGGCUUCCUUCUGCCUGUCACGAUGAAAUAUCGAAUGGAUCUACAAGCCAUUUGGGAAGCUGGAUUCAAAUGGGAUGACCCCCUGUCGGUAGAAACCAUUGAUGUUUGGCAGAAGCACGUUGAGGGGAUGAACAAACUUGCCGAGGUGGAAUUAGAUCGAUGUCUUAAACCCCCAGGAUGCCAGAGGAUUCCCACAACUACAUGCUUUUUCAGACGCAGGAGAUCGAGGGUUUGGCACUUGCAUAUUUCUGAGAUGAGAAACGACAGAUGGAGUAAAACUAACCUUUGUCGCCUCAAAGGAAUUUGUUGCCCCGCUUAAACACAAGUCAACGCCCAAGAAAGAAUUAAUGGGAGCGAUAGCGAUGAGUAGGCUAGUCGAAGAAGUUGUAAAAGCCCUAAAAUACAAUUUCGAAUUGAAACGAUUCUGGGUUGAUAGCAAGGUAGUUAUCUAUUGACUUACAUCACAGUCUUCAAGAUUCAUCCCGUUCGUAGCAACGCGGAUUCAAGAAUUUCAGGAUUCGCACGGCAAUGUGAAAGAAGAAUUACGAUACGUUCCAAGCAAGCUCAAUCCGGCAGAUGACCUAACAAAACCGAUCCCUGUUGAAGCACUUAAACAUUGGCAUCAAGGUCCUGAUUUUCUCAAACAGCCCGAGAGUUCUUGGACAAAGUUUGAUGACAAGCUUGAAACCGACAGCGAAAUAUUAGAAAAGCCAAAACCCAAGGUAAAGAAGUAUCGCAGGGUAAAGGGUGUGCAUGCCGUUCAAACGGAAACAAGCGAAAGUAAAGACUUCGGAACCCGACUAGCAGAGAAACUUUCAUCCUGGAUGGACUUAGGGACCGUUCAUUAUUUAUACCUGGGGUUGGUACCGAAGAAAAGCGAAAAACACUGUAAUUUUUUUAUUUACCCAACCUCAACAUUGGUCAAAAUAAUGUUUACCCAACCCAUGUGUUACUGUACUUAAUAAUUAAACACACAAGAUUAUAUGGUGACAGAAAUCAAGUUGCCUAAAUUUUAAAAGCUCACUCAGACUCAAUCACUGAUAGUCUACUUUGGUACAGAAUGUAUUGUGCACAUUUUUCUUCAUAUUUUCCAAUGCAUGGUAAUUUCGGUUUUAUUUUAUAGCUGACAGACAGCCACAAUUUUUUUUUACCCAACCCAUGAGCUAGUCAAAAACUUGAUUACCCAACCCAUAUCUCUUCGGUACCAACCCCGGGUGUAAAUAAUGAACGGUCCCUUACUUGAAACUGUUGCAUUGAGUAAGAUUGUUUUAUGUCAAAAGACCUUUUCGUUCGUUGAAGCCCUGGUUGAAGAAAGCUCUGUCAACGUUGUGGAGGAGCUUGGCUCAGCAAAACAGAUUGUUAUUAAACUUUGUCAAGCAUCUUUGUAUGAGGACUUGGAGAAGACUCGACGAAAGUAUUUCAAACACGAUAUACGUGUGGAUGCCUUUGGCGUCCUUCGAAGUGGAGGAAGAUUAGAUCAAUCAAAUCUACCUGACGAGUUAAAACACCCCGUUAUCCUCCCUGCAGGAAGUCAGCUGGUUCGUCUUUUGGCAGAGCAUUGUCAUCGCAAGUUCAAGCAUCAAGGUUAUCGAGUCGUUAUUGCCAAUCUUCGCCUGGAAGGAAUCCUAAUAGUCGGAGGAAGAAAGUUAUUGAAAUCUGUUGCUGCUCGCUGUUUCUUUUGCAGAAUCAGAAGGAAAAAGUUUCUUCAACAAAGAAUGGGAGAGCUUCCAUCAUUCCGAAUCCAACCCAAACUUGCUCCGUUUACUUCCGUUGCAAUGGAUUUCUUCGGACAUCUUAAAGUCAAACAAUCACGAAAUGUGGCUGUGGAUGGCUCAGUUCUAAUCAUUACUUGUGCAACUACUCGUUGUAUUCAUCUUGAACUGUGUUUAACUCAAGAUACCAAUUCAUUUUGA
Molecule: messenger RNA, 3253 nt
Organism: Paramuricea clavata
Lineage: Eukaryota; Metazoa; Cnidaria; Anthozoa; Malacalcyonacea; Plexauridae
Source: the annotation of a GenBank genome assembly